GCUGUAAAAUCGACGACAGCAUUUUGUGAUAUUUUCACGAUUGUUUGUCGUCUGUUACAUUGUAAAACUUGUGUGUACGUUUCUGUGUCGUAUUGUUUGGCGCGUUUUUGAGAAAGAAUCAUUAUGGAUUCAUUACAAACGCUCACUCCAAAAGCCGGUUCAGAAAUUGAUACCGAGUUAGAGGAGGAGAUCCAAGGAGGAAUGGCUGGCCCUUCGAGUCUGAAUGCCCAGCAUCAACGACGAAGUUCUACUCGCUCUAUCAAACGAAGAAAGUUUGACGAUGAGCUCGUCGAAUCAAGUCUCAAUAUGGGAGGUUCAAAUUUGACUCCAAUCCCUGUACGUGGUACCAGGAGCAGAUUUUCUAUCAGUGUUGAUGAAGGGAUUACUUCAAGUUCAACAGUCAUUCCCUCCAACAGUAUGGUCAAUUUGCCUUCCAUUUUACAAGAGACAAGAAGAAAGGCCAGUAAAGUUAAACAAGCUUUUCGAAGACCUAGGAGACCAAGAGCUUCUCAGCCAACAGCAACCAAAGAUCUUGGUCGCUGGAAACCCACCGAUGAUCUCUCCCUUAUUACAGCUGUUCAGCAGACUGGUGACUUACUUGCAGUUCACAGAGGUGUAAAAUUCUCUUGUCACUUCACUCUAACUGAAAUCACUGAACGCUGGUAUGCUCUGCUUUACGACAAGUCGGUUUCACGAUUGGCACUAGCCGCAUUGAGAAACCUACAUCCACAAACCGUGGCUUCCGUUCAAGCUAAAGCACUGUACACCAAAGCCGAGGAACAAUUACUUGCCACCACAUCUUCAACCAGCCAGCCAACAUUGGAAACCUUUGAAAAACUGCUUCAGGAUAAUGCAACAGUUUUCCACGCGGCCCGUACAGCUCAAGCACUUCAAGCCCAUUGGCAACUUAUGAAACAGUAUCACUUGCUACCUGAUCAGUCUGUUCAACCACUCCCUAAAAGUGAUCACGUCGUCUCGUUCACUGACGCCGACGAAUUAUUACGCGAUUCUGAACUGGUGAGCACGGAACGUGACGAAGUUCUCGAAGCCGAAUUAGCACAAAAUGAUCGGUUGGCCAAAACGGAGAUAAAACAGUUGGAGAAUGAAGUCGGACGCUGGCAAGUCCUCGUCGAGGCUGUAACGGGCAUCAGUCCUCCAGAUUUCGACGCGCAGACUCUUGCCGUACUCCGUGGAAGGCUUGUUCGAUAUCUUAUGCGUUCCAGAGAGGUUACAUUUGGUCGAACAACUGCUGGUGGCACAGUUGACAUUGAUUUGUCUCUGGAAGGACCCGCCUGGAAGAUCUCAAGACGCCAGGGGGUCCUUAAACUUAGAGCGUCCGGUGAAUUCCUUAUCAGUAACGAAGGUCGCAGACCAUUUUUUGUUGACGGUAAACCAGUCUUAUCUGGAAGCCGAAGUAAACUGUCCAAUAAUUGUGUCUUAGAGAUUGCCGGAUUGAAGUUUGUGUUUCUCAUUAAUCAAGAGUUGAUUAAUGCAAUCCGGACAGAAGCUGCGCGAGGGAACGCUCCAAUCUAAUAAGCAAAACAAUGAUGCAAAACGCUCGACUCUUUACUCCCCACCAUACCGGAAUCUGUUUGUUCGAUCACAUGCUAGCCGUGCAAUGUAAUACAAGUUGCGAAUUUCCGCUUGUCGUCAUGGCGCAGCGAAGUUCGUUAAUUCAGUCACUCA
Daphnia pulicaria is the source of this 1686-nucleotide messenger RNA. It is a transcript of the gene Rcd5, whose product is annotated as microspherule protein 1-like. Gene Ontology annotation, cellular component: Ino80 complex; NSL complex; MLL1 complex. Lineage: Eukaryota; Metazoa; Arthropoda; Branchiopoda; Diplostraca; Daphniidae. Gene Ontology annotation, molecular function: G-quadruplex RNA binding; protein binding. Bases 124 to 1533 code for a protein of 469 amino acids. The record is from RefSeq and is a predicted model, not a curated record. Gene Ontology annotation, biological process: positive regulation of transcription by RNA polymerase II. The transcript has 10 exons.